AUGAAGAAACUAAAAGUUCACGCUCAGUUCUGGAGCGAUGGAAAGAUGCAUGAACCUAAAAUGGAAACACAGGCUGACUGUAUAGAGAUCUAUAAAAAGGAGAAGCAAAGAGUGUACGAGGAAUUGGAUAAAUUACCCGGGAAGGUCAGCCUUAGUGCUGAUAGAUGGGCUACUAAUGGAGGCUCAGAGUAUCUAUGCUUGAUAGCACAUUACAUUGAUGAUUCUUGGGAACUAAAGAAGAAAAUUUUGAACUUUUUGUCUGUUGAUACUUCUCAAGCAGAAGACAUGCUCUCAGAAUUGAUCAUGACGAGUCUUAGAAAUUGGGAUAUCGACAGAAAGUUAUUCUCAUUGACUAUUGAUAAUCGUCUCACAUACGACAAAAUUGUGUGUAGAAUCAGAGACCAACUCUGUCAGCAUAGGUUCCUCAUGUGUGAAGGACAAUUAUUUGAUGUAAGAUGUGCAGGAAGUACCGUGAAGUUAUUGGUCCAAGAUGUCCUGGAAACUUCACGUGAGAUAACCAACAAAGUUCGUGAAACUAUACAGUACAUUAAAGGUUCUCGUGCAACACAAGAAAAAUUCGAUGAGAUAGUACAGUUAGUUGGCAUCAAUGGGCAGAAAUGGCUGUCUACUGAUAAUCCAUUUCAGUGGAACUCGACGUAUGUGAUGCUUGAGGCUGCUUUAGAGUACAAAGAAGCCUUCCCUCAGUUGCAAGAACAUGACCCUGACUUUUCUAUGUGUCCUUCUGGCAUAGAUUGGGACAGAAUGAGGGGCAUUACGAGCAUCUUGAAGUUCUUUCAUGAAGUCUCUAAUGUCUUUGUUGGUCGCAAACAUGUCACUGCAAAUUCUUAUUUUGCUGAGAUUUGUGACAUUCAUUUACAGUUGAUCGAAUGGUGCCAGAAGUCAGAUGAUUUUAUCAGCUCUUUGGCAUUGAAAUUGAAAUCAAAAUUUGAUGAGUAUUGGAAGAAAUGCAGCUUGAUUAUGGCUAUUGCAGCCAUCUUGGAUCCACGAUUCAAGAUGAAACUGGUGGAGUACUAUUAUCCCCAAAUCUAUGGUGAUAGUGCUCCUGAUUGCAUAGACAUUGUUUCAAAUUGCAUGAAAGCUCUUUACAGUGGUCAUGCUAUCUAUUCACCUUUAGCUGCUCACGGUCAAAAUUCAUCUUCUGAAAGUAAUGGUAGUGCUGUUAAGGACAGACUUAGUGGGUUCGACAGAUAUCUCCAUGAAACCUCAGUUAGCCAAAACACAAAAUCAGACUUAGACAAGUAUCUAGAGGAACCACUUUUCCCUCGUAGUGCUGAUUUUAGUAUAUUAAACUGGUGGAAAGUUCAUGAGCCAAGAUAUCCUGUGCUUUCCAUGAUGGCCCGCAACAUAUUGGGGAUUCCAAUAUCAAAAGUUGCACUGGAAUCCCUAUUCGAUACUGGAGAUAGAGCCCUCGACCAUUCUUGGGGUGCUGAGAAGUCUGAUACUCUGCAAGCUUUGAUGUGUUCUCAAGAUUGGAUGCGCAACGAAGUGGAAGCAACAGAUCCCAAACCUCCCGUCUUUGCCUUGCACAGCGAUGCAAAUUAGCAAACUUCUGUGCAGAUCUUCAACUAGUUUUCGGGCAAUGGAUGAUGGUGACCUCUCAUCCAGGUGUUAGAUACAAAACUAGUCUUCUCGCGUAUUUAUUUUUGCCGCCUGUUUCAAUGGCGAGAAGAAAGGAUAACAUUAAUGGAGAAGUGGUAUUCAUGUAUAUAAUGAGGGAUUCUUUGUGUUUCAGCUAUAUUUAACUCAUCUGAAGAUGUAUCUGAUAUGCAAGGUACUGCUACAUACCGGAUUUUUGUCGGAGUUCAAUAUGCAGGGCGAUAUAGCAAAAGUUCAUAUUUGUUCAUAUGCUUUAGCUUUGAAUAGGAUCUGUUAAGAUAAGGUGGUCCAAACUUUUUACCAUUUUUCCAAUCAUUUAUCCUAAUGUUGCUGGAAAAUCUGAAGUUCUGACUGACGAUAUCCCAUUGAGCUUAACGUAGAGGUUUAUUUUUACA
Salvia hispanica is the source of this 2012-nucleotide messenger RNA. Lineage: Eukaryota; Viridiplantae; Streptophyta; Magnoliopsida; Lamiales; Lamiaceae. The record is from RefSeq and is a predicted model, not a curated record.